CUGACUUCUCCUUUGCAACACCGGCUAUAACGGGAGAAGGUUACAGUCAGAUUGACAGUGAGUGCGCUCUCAGUUCUUCACAAAUACUUUGUUGACGAGUGGUCAGUUUGUGAUGAAUCUUUUGGACGAAGGAAGACAAGAUCAUGUCUGUCUACAGCUUCCAAUGACCGUUGCUAAACGAUACGGCGAGACUCCGCUCGAUACAUCUACGGCUAAUGAAAGGACGCGUGUUCAAAUCACUGUAGACGUCCAAACCAGCGGUGUGAUACAGGCUAUACGUAACCCUACUCACCCGAUUUCUCUACUGCGAUACAGGAUACACGCAGGAACAAAGUCUGAACGACGGAUGACCGCAUGGUGGUCAUCUACGACGUUCCUAGACCAAGACUUCGUGCUGACGGUACAUGCCCUUGGACUCAACGAACCUCGGUGUUUCGCCGAAGUUCAUCCCCAGCAUGCGGAUACAAUUGCCAUGCAGCUCUCUUUCGUACCGAAGUUCAAGAUGCCUCGUGUUGCGUCGCAAGAAUACAUAUUCGUUGUUGAUCGCAGUUCGAGCAUGAGCGGAGCCCCGAUGGAGACAACUAAGCGCACGCUGGGGAUGCUCCUUCACCUCUUGCCAGACUCGGAUACCACAUUCAAUAUCUUCAGCUUCGCGAGCGAGGUUAAUGGUAUGUGGGAGACGAGUGUGUCAUUCAACGACAGGAACAUGCAGUAUGCGAUCUCGAAUAUACAAGCCAUACAAGCCAACAACAGCGGAACGAAAUUUGCCCACGCCCUGCAGCUUGCAGUGGUAUCUCGCAAUCACAAUCGCCCGACUGUCAUAUUCGUUCUUACUGGUGGAGGCGGACCGGCUGUCGAUAACUGCAGGCCAAACGCGCCAUUGAGGGUAUUCACCCUCGGGAUCGGUGAACAUGCUGCAUCGGCCGUGUGCGAACGCCUCGCUCGCUCGGGCGGGGGUGAAUGUUUGUUUGCAGUUCAAGCUGAAGACAUAAUUGAGAAAUAUGCAAAGCUUCUGAACGCUGGUCGAACGGGUGUAAUCGAGAAUCUCGUGGUUGAUUGGGUUGGUUCGGGCAACCUACAAGCCGUCAACUUCUUACCCUCGAAUUACCAUCACUCGCUUCCGCCCAGUGGCGUGCAGCUGGAGCCGUCACCUCCGAUACAGCAGGUUCCACAUAGUAUUACGAAGAUAUUCCUCAAGACGCGCUUCAACAUCUUUGCAAUCACCACCUUUAGAUCGAUCCCUCCUGAAGUCAGGUUGUAUGCCAAGGUUGAAGGCUUGGCUGAGAUCCUCGAGUUCGUGGUGCCGGUCACGGCAGUUAAACCACCGCGCAAGGAUGAACUUCCACUCCUUCAUACUUUGGCUGCACGGGAACUUAUUAAGCACCUGGCAGAGGGUAGA
Suillus subalutaceus is the source of this 1399-nucleotide messenger RNA. RefSeq lists its product as uncharacterized. Lineage: Eukaryota; Fungi; Basidiomycota; Agaricomycetes; Boletales; Suillaceae. The transcript is spliced from 3 exons. The annotation marks the transcript as partial. The record is from RefSeq and is a predicted model, not a curated record.